AGGGUGUGUGUGAGGGUGUGUGUGAGGGGGUGGGGGUGGGGGUGAGGUAAGAUGGCGGAGGCGGGGAAGGGGGUGAGCGCGGGUUUCAUCGCCAAAAACAUGCAGAAGAAGAUCAACCGCGCGCAGGAAAAGGUCCUUCAGAAGCUGGGCAAGGCGGACGAGACGAAAGAUGAACAGUUUGAGCACUGUGUUCAGAACUUCAACAAACAGCUGACUGAAGGAUCCAAGCUCCAGAAAGAUCUGCGGACCUACUUGACUGCUGUGAAAGCUAUGCACGAAGCCACAAAGAAACUAUCCGAAGUCCUGGAGGAGAUCUAUGAGCCGGAGUGGAUUGGGAGAGGCGACGUAGCGUCUAUCGCAGAGAACUGUGACCUCCUUUGGACAGAUUACCACCAGAAGCUGGUGGAUCAAGCCCUCCUGACUCUGGACACUUACCUGGGCCAAUUCCCGGAUAUCAAGACCCGUAUUGCUAAACGUGGCAGGAAGCUGGUGGAUUACGACAGUGCAAGGCACCAUUAUGAGUCCCUCCAAAGCUCAAAAAAGAAAGAUGACGUCAAGAUAGCGAAGCCUGUCUCGCUGCUUGAGAAAGCUGCGCCUCAGUGGUGCCAGGGAAAACUUGUGGCUCAUAUCGUUGCACAAUCCAACCUGCUCCGAAACCAGGCAGAAGAGGAGUUUUUAAAAGCCCAGAAAGUAUUUGAAGAAAUUAACAUCGACUUGCAAGAGGAGCUGCCCUCCCUGUGGAACAGUCGUGUGGGCUUUUACGUGAACACAUUCCAAAGCAUAGCCGGACUGGAAGAGAAUUUUCACAAAGAAAUGGGCAAGCUCAACCAGAAUCUCAAUGGUGUAAUGCUGCAACUUGAACAUCAACACAGUGGCAAGCCUCUGCCUGUCAAAGCAAUAAGUGGCCCUGAGAAGUCGGUGACCCCAACGGUGGAAGAGUCUCCUCCAACGAGUCCAGAGGUGAAACAGACUAACCACGUGCUGGCUGUGUGUCCUCCCGCCCAGCAAGUCCCUCCUGUCCCCAAGUCACCAACACAGAAUAGGAAGGGGCCUCCUGUUCCUCCCCCACCCAAGAGCACACCAUCCAAGGAGGUCAAGCAAGAAAAUAUCCUCAAUCUGUUUGACGACAAUUUUAUCCCCGAGAUAAGUGUGACCACACCAUCGAAGUUUGAGGCUGUUGGGCCUCUAGCGGAUGAAGGAAGUCUAUUGGACCUGAAUUUUGACCCUUUGAAGCCAGGGGCCAAUACAGCGGGAAUACCUUCAUCAGCCUCUCAGUCCUUACCUUGGGACAUGUGGGAGGGCUCCACCUCUUUGGAUCAAAACCUUAACACCAAUUUGGGAGAUAGUUCUUGCGAGAUGGGCUUUACGCCAGACUGGUCUGUACAAUUCAGCCAGCCCGCGGAGGCUGAGUGUGAUCCUGUCGUACCAGCGGCAGAAGGACCGGUGAGCAGCGAAGCGGUAGAGAAGGAAGGUGCAGUUGGAGACGGAGCCAGAGGAACUGCUCCCAAGUCGCAGGAGUCUUUGCCGGCCGUGGUGAGCGAUACGCUUCAGGGCGCUGCCAACGGAGCUGUGUACGACACCGUUCCUUCUGAGCCCAGUGACUUCCCUCCUGGGUUUCAGUUCAAGGUCCGAGCUCUGCACGACUAUAAUUCCACAGACACCGAUGAGCUGAACCUCAAAAUGGGCGACUUGGUUUACGUAGUUUCGUACGAAAACCCAGACGAGCAGGAUGACGGCUGGCUGAUGGGAAUCCGGCAGGUCGACUGGAACCAGGACAAAGACCUCAAAUCUCUUCGGGGAGUUUUCCCAGAGAACUUCACGGAACGAGUGCAGUAAUCCGGCAAGCGAUCGACCGGGUGGUGGUGUGCGUGCGCGCGUGGGCGGGGGGGGGUGGAGGGAAGAGAGAGAAGGGAGAUUUGGAGGAACUGAAACCUAUGGGGUGAAAAUCUCCCCAACAUACAACCCCUCCCCUCCCCGCCCCCUGCCCCAAUGUAGAAUCUUGCCAACACUGUACAUCUGAGGCCCGGCCAGUCCCACGUAUACUGACAUAGGGACAUAUUGAGUUUAAGACACAAAAGCUGACACGCCCGCCUUUCGGAUCGUUCAGCGAGAGGUUUAAGCCCGGUUACACGUGUGUGUGCCCCUCUGCGAAAGUACAACCGGGCUCCUUUUUAAAACAAAAAAAAAACCCACAUGUAACGAAACAAAUGUGAUCUUCUCUGCAAUUUUACUCUUUCUUCGCAUUGUCUGCAUGAAAAUCCUAUUGUGGCAAUUUCAGGAUAAACGACUAGAUUAUUAUAAGGUAUUACGUGGUCUGAA
Messenger RNA from Callorhinchus milii (elephant shark), 2319 nucleotides. RefSeq names its product myc box-dependent-interacting protein 1. Gene Ontology annotation, molecular function: phospholipid binding; tau protein binding. Lineage: Eukaryota; Metazoa; Chordata; Chondrichthyes; Chimaeriformes; Callorhinchidae. The transcript has 19 exons. The record is from RefSeq and is a predicted model, not a curated record. The coding region runs from base 52 to 1836 and encodes 594 amino acids. Gene Ontology annotation, biological process: regulation of endocytosis. Gene Ontology annotation, cellular component: plasma membrane; synaptic vesicle; cytoplasm.